Neolamprologus brichardi is the source of this 5104-nucleotide messenger RNA. The record is from RefSeq and is a predicted model, not a curated record. Lineage: Eukaryota; Metazoa; Chordata; Actinopteri; Cichliformes; Cichlidae.
AUCUGGGGAGAGGAGGAGGAGAUACCCUAUGGUUUUCCUUCGCGGGAUUUAUUUUGCCAGCUCCAAACCUUCUUGUGCUUUAUCUUUAUUUUUUCUUUAGUGACUGAAGGCCUUCAACUUGUCCGGACGGUCCCUCCCCACUCGCAAGGGAGCGUGAGUUUGCUGACCUUGGGUAGGAGCAGUUCCUGGAGAAGAAAGAUGUGGCGGCACCUGCUCAUCUCACCACGGCGGGGCACGUUCACUGAGCAGACAUUUGCUUUAACUUGAAAAGUCCUUCCCCUGGCAAAAUCCACAGCUUGGCGAUAACGUGUUUAAUAGAUCAUUUUACACCUCCGUUGUAGGAUUUGAUGGACUGCCUUUGGGGAUCUUUUCGUGAAGCCUAGCUGGGUUCACUGAGUCAGUGCGCUGUUGAGUUUCCCAUAAAAGGCUUCAUCUGUUGGAUAUUAUGAUUACCUUGGAUCUAUCCCACUGAUAACAUUCUCUUGGAUAUUGUGGAGAUUCUCCUCAAGGGGGUCUUUGCCCAAGUGGAGGUUUAGCAGUGCCGCGUUGGGCUCUCGAAGGCUUUGAUUCCCGGUUAACAGGAGGGUUUAUUUGGAUGCUUCCAAUGAAGGACAUGGAUGGCCCUCGAUCUAGUGGUCUCCGGAAGAAGAGGAAGUCGAGGUCCGAGAGGGAUCGGGAGAGGAGAUCAAAUGGGAUACAGAACAACCACGUGAAGGGCUCCGUGUUUCGCUUCUCCUCUGACUCAGAGCGGGACGGUGACAGGGAGCCCUCGUCGUCCCGACCUCGACCUCCACGAAGAAAGCGGAAGGAGUCUACUUCUGCAGAAGAGGACAUCAUCGACGGCUUUUCCAUCACAGGGUUCGUGACCCUCGAGGCCCUGGAGAAGAACAUGACGCUAAAGCCUCAGGAAGGCAGAGACAGCCAGGCAGGAUCCCUGCAUAAGAAAACCCCUUCUAGGGUUCCCAAUGGCCUGAGCCUGGAGCCCUGCAGGAACAAUUUCCACCACCAGUCCUCAGACCAGGAGAACAACCCCCGCUUGGCUCACUCGCAAGGGAAAAAGAAGAAGCACCUGAACAAGAAACACACGAUGCUGAAGCCAGGGCAGAACAACUGCAAGGACAGCGACAGUGAGAGUGUAAGCGAAGAGUCCAAGCCUUCCUUCAGGAGCAGCUCCAGAGACAGACUGACAGACUGCGACACUGAGAGCGACCAGGACGACAAGGUCUCCGAUGCCAGCUCCGAGAAAUUUUUCAGCACAGCUGCAGUUAAAGUUCCAGAUUUCGGCAUCGAUGUGCUCUCCACCAAUGGCAGCCAGGAGCCUCACGGCCCAGGCCUCCUCAAGGUGUCAGGCCUAGAACGCAGUCAAGAGAGGAGCCAGGAGAGUUGCAGAGACACCCAGCUGCCUGUACCCAGCACCCCCAAUCCACCUUUGUCCCCCCCAACCCUCCCCGUGUCACAGCCCCAACCCCAGCCAUCCAUCCCCCAGACCCCGUCCGCUCUUCGAACCCAGCCAAACGGGCCCACUCAGCCUUUAAACCACCUGCCCCCACGCUCAGAGGCUCUUCCCAGGCCUCAGUCACCCGCAGCCCUGCCUCUUGCCCAGGGCCAAGAGCCCUCACCAACCCCCCCUCCCCGGCACCAGCACCAGCCUGAAGUGCUAUCCCACCCGAGGCCUCCACCUACACCCAGCCUUCACCCACACCCACCAUCUCCCGCCCUUCCGAACCACCACUCUCACCAACAGCACCCCAUCCAGUCAGGGUCUCACCGGCCCCCAUCGCGCUGCCACCCCCGACCCCUUUCUGCCUACAACAGCCUCAGCCUCAACGGCCACAGCAGUAGCAGGAGCAGCACCCCAGGCACCAAGCCCCACGGACCCCCGACGCCCUCCCUGCACCUCCCCCACCACCCACCGCCUCCUCCGGCAGCCGCGGCAGCCUCCACUUUUCCCUUGGCCUUGCCCGCUAACCAGAGUAACCCCCACAGCUUCCCGUCUGCCUUGCAGUCGUCUCCACACCCACACCACCCCAAUAUGUUUGCUCCUCCAGCAGCCUUGCCUCCACCGCCACCAUUGACGUCUAGCACCCUGCCAGUACCCGGACAUCCUGCUGCUGGGAGUGCCUACUCAGGGAUCCCGCUCGGUAGACGUCUUAGAUCUUCAUCUGUAAUCAUAUUUUCACUUUUAAAUGCAGUUUGUGAUGUUUUUUUGUGUGUCGGCCUGAAACAAAAGAGGCCAAUCUUUGUACUUAGCUCUGUUUCAUUUCUCCUACAGUUUGACAAAUAUCCAACAAAAGUCGACCCCUUCUACAGACACAGUCUCUUCCACUCCUACCCUCCAGCCAUGUCUGGCCUUCCCCCUGUCAUCCCCCCCACCGGGCCCUUCAGCUCGCUGCAGGGGGCCUUUCAGCCCAAGACCUCUAAUCCACUGGAUGUUUCCGCAAGACCCGGAGCCGUCCCACACACGUUCUUACAGAAGGACCCCAGGCUAACGGAUCCGUUUCGGCCGAUUCUCAGGAAACCGGGGAAGUGGUGUGCCAUGCAUGUCCAUAUUGCCUGGCAGAUAUACCACCACCAACAGAAAGUAAAGCAGCAGAUGCAGGUCGACCCUCACAAGCUAGACUUCGGCCUCAAGCCCGAGUUUCUGAGUCGACCCCCGGGCCCCAGCCUCUUUGGUGCUAUCCACCACCCCGGCGACUUGGCACGGCCCGCCACGCUUUUCUCCGCUGCAGACUCUCAUAACCUUGUUUGUGCCUGUAGGGACUCUGUUGAAAAGCGUCAUCCCAGCCAUCCGUCCCCGGUCCCCGUCAAUACAAUCAGCCUUCUUAGCCACAACCGACCUCCUGAGCACCACAGGAACCACCUGCCACCUGCUUCUGGAGAGCCUCAGAGGGAGAAGGAGAACAAGGCCAAAGAGAGGGAAAGGGAGCACUCGGAUUCAUGGAAAGACAACGGCACAGACGACCACAAGCUCAAGGACAGCCAGCACAGUGACAAGGACACGCCUGUCAUCCAUGACGGCCGAGCGUCGGAGGACAAAAUGUCAAACAGAGGAUCGGCGUCACCCUAUGUCCGGCAGACCAGCUUGGAACGUCCCAACGGUGGCCUGACGAGGGAUGUCCUGGAGAAGAAGGCGGAGCUGCCAUACGAGCACCAGAAGAAGAGCAGUGAGGUGAAAGUAAAGGAGGAGAGGAAGGAGGAGCAGGAUGGAGGCGCAGAGAGGGCCAGUGAGCACCUGCAACAGGCGUCCUCCACCCCUAAUCUCCACCCUCCCUCCUCAGUGCCUGUGUCCAUGGGCAUGCCCGGCGUCCACCCCAUCAACAGCAUCAGCAGCCUAGAGAGAACUCGAGUCGUGGCGCCCUUUAUGGGUAUCAGUCCCAUCCCAGGAGCUGACAGAUUCCCCUACCCUCCCUUCCACUGGGACCCAAUGAGAGACCCCUACAGGGGCCUGGACAUUCACAGGCGAGACCCUUUGGCCAGGGACCUGCUGCUGAGGAACGAUCCUCUGCACCGGUUGGCAGGGCCGCGCCUGUACGAGGCAGAGCGCUCCUACAGGGACCGCGAGCCUCAUGACUUUAAUCGCGACCACGCCCACCCCCUGGCCCUGGAGCAGAGGAGGGAACAGGAGCGCGCCCAAAUCCUGAACAAAACGCCACCCACCGCGUCUCUGAGUGCACCGCCCCCACUCAUUCCCACACUGGGCGCCCGGCCCGGCUCGCCCAGACGGACUACUCCCCUGGGCACAGAUAUCAGAGACAGAGCGGCUCACAAAGACAUCGAGGCGCGGUGAGCAGACGCGGUGGCCCUGCAGCCCCGUGCCUCACCAACACUGAACUCACAACCAAGCACUUAGCUUUGGCAAAGCAAGACUGUAACAUAGCUGUGAAUAAUUUAUGUGGGCACACAGAUGCCCAUGCAAUGAAUCGUUUUUGUAUAAAACUACAAAGAGACAAUAAUCAUGGAACAAAAAAAAGCUUUUUUUCAGAGAUUUUGUUUUCCCGUUUUGCUCCAGCUUUCCGUGUGCAUUCUUUCUCUUGUAUAGAAAAGUGAUGUGGAGUCAGAAUGAGCAGCUUUGGAUUGUACAGGUACUUUAGCACUGAGUGUGUAGAUAAUGUGUACAGUCGCUGUGCUCGCCCUGUACGGAUUCAAAUUCAUGGUACAAAUAUGCAAAAGAGUGUUUCGAAAGCUUUACUUUGACAGAUGUAAAUACAGGAGUAUGAUUCAGAAUGUGCUUUUUGCAAUUUCUUUUUCGUUUGGUUGACGCAGGUGAUUCGCAUUGUACCAGAUCCCCAGAUUCAACUAUGCAACAAAUGUCUCGGUUCCCUUUCUGAAAGCUGGCCUUCAACACUACUGACUGCGUGCCACUGUGUACCAUUCAAGGACUGUAUUCUCUCCACAACGCAGACUUGACAUUAACUUUGCGUCCGUGCUGACAGAUGCAGCUUUAACCGAUCCGCACAGGGUUUCAGAUUCUCAUUUAACAAAAACAAAAUGAUUUUUGUCUUAUAAUCUGUGGUGACAAUCCCAUUGAACUGAAUAUUAAAUUGUGAUGUAAAAAGCCAGCAGCACAAAUGUGUGGAUGGAUUUUUUUGUUGUCCUCUUAGUUAACACCAGUCUUGUUCUGGGGAGAAUGCAGCGCAUUAAACACCAUGACGGCACGUUAGCCCUAGCGGAGGAGUGUAAAGUACAUGUUUCUGUUGGUCAAACAGUGUAUUAAAGUGCUUUCCUAAGUUGUUGUACCUACAAAAUCAAAAUACAAAAAAAGCAAGUCUCAACCAUGGACGGUUUGUUUCUAACAAGCAGAGAUCUAUUUUAGUAGUCCACUGAAGGUUUAGUUGUGCGCUUCAAACUCUGUGAUAUCAUGUCGUGCAGUGUUUUUUAAUCCAACAUAAAAUUGUCCACCCGAGCCAUAGUGGUUAGUCGAUACGUAUCGCAAAAAGAUUGUUCAACGAGAAACCUUUUGCUGUUUACCGUGUACAGGGGAAAAAACGAAGUCUUUCUAGAUCGUGUACAAUGAGAAAAAAUGAAGCGACUGAAUCUUCAGCAUGCUCCUCAUUUAAACUUGUGUUAUGUAAAUUGUGCCAUGUUAUUAAAAAAUGUGUACUAA